Molecule: messenger RNA, 3111 nt
Organism: Thlaspi arvense
Lineage: Eukaryota; Viridiplantae; Streptophyta; Magnoliopsida; Brassicales; Brassicaceae
Source: the annotation of a GenBank genome assembly
CAAUUAUAUUCACUUAUCUCUCUCUCUAAAAGCAAUAAAGUCUCUGUUUUUCUACUCAUCAAAGAGAGGUUUUCCUUUAUUUUUUAGACAGAGAAGCAUAAAUUCUUGUCCUCUGUGUAGUACAAAGUGGGGCCCCACUGAGUGAUGCCCUCACAGCAACGGCUACAUUUCCCAACUCUCUCUCUCUCUCUCUUGUUUUGAGUGAAUUUAUUUUCAUCUUUACGAAGAUGGGGUUUUUUGUCCACUUAUUAAUUGUCCUGAAUCACACGUCGAAUCCGACGUGGCACCUCUCUCCAUUGUAUGCCAGCUCACACUUCCCGUCUUUAUAAACCCACUCCGCUCUCACUUGUCUCCUCCACUGAGUCAAGUUAGUGUGUGAGACUGUAGAGUGAAAUUUGAUUGAGAGAGAGAGAGAGAUUAGAAAAAAUGGUGGGUAUGGGUUGGUUCAUGAGUAUGAUGGUGAUUGUGAGUGUGAUUUCUUGUGGUGAAGCUCUUCCAGCAGCUAAGUUCGAGGAGCUGUACCGCUCAAGCUGGGCUAUGGAUCACUGUGUCAACGAUGGAGAAGUCACAAAGCUCAAGCUUGACAAUUCCUCAGGAGCUGGGUUUGAAUCGAGGAGCAAGUACUUGUUCGGUAAAGUCUCUAUCCAGAUUAAGCUCGUCGAGGGUGACUCAGCAGGAACCGUCACUGCUUUCUACAUGUCUUCCGAAGGAUCGAACCACAACGAGUUCGAUUUCGAGUUCUUAGGAAACACAACCGGCGAGCCUUAUAUUGUCCAGACAAACGUGUACGUGAACGGAGUUGGAAACAGAGAGCAAAGACUCAACCUUUGGUUCGAUCCCACCACUGAGUUCCACACUUACUCAAUCCUCUGGAGUAAACGCAGUGUUGUAUUUAUGGUUGACGAGACUCCGAUCCGAGUCCACAAGAAUCUUGAAGACAAAGGUAUCCCAUUUGCUAAAGAUCAAGCAAUGGGAGUGUACAGUUCGAUCUGGAAUGCAGAUGAUUGGGCAACACAAGGAGGUCUUGUUAAAACAGAUUGGAGCCACGCUCCUUUCGUUGCUUCAUACAAAGGCUUUCAGAUCGAUGCUUGUGAGGUUCCGACAACAACUGAUCUAAGCAAGUGUAAUGGAGACCAGAGAUUCUGGUGGGAUGAGCCAACUGUGUCUGAGUUAAGCCUUCAUCAGAAUCAUCAGCUUAUUUGGGUUCGAGCUAAUCAUAUGAUUUAUGAUUAUUGCUUUGAUGCCACGAGGUUUCCUGUUACUCCUCUCGAGUGUCAACAUCAUCGCCAUUUGUAGUUUUAAAGUCAAACCUUUCUGUUAAAACUUAGUUCAAGUGAUCUUUGAUGAUUCUGUUUAAUGUAUAAAUAAUCAAUUAUCUAAUUGAUUUUCUUGAGUUUUUAUAUUUGGGUUUUAACAGAAAAUCCGAAAUUGGUGGAAACAAACUCAACGCACUUAUCGUUAUGACUUUUUAGGGUUUGUUUUGAAUGUUUCAAACCAUUAUCUCGAACUAGAUUGAGAUGGAAACAAAAAAGCCAAAAAGCUGCGAUUAGGGAUUUUUCUAUUUUAACAAUGGAGACGAGAUCUGUGAAACGGAGGAAGAAGAAGAAUGCAAACGAAGCGAAUUGGUUCUCUGUGGAAGAGAUGAUCACAGUAGACAGAAUCAGUAACCUCCCUGAUUCUCUUCUCCAUCAGAUUCUCCUCUUACUUCCUCUAAAAUCCGCAGCUAAAACAAGCUCUCUCUCGAAACGAUGGAGAUCUCUCUUUCUCUCAUUGCCUGAUCUCGAUUUCACCUCCAUUAAUGACCUCACCAAACCCAACUCUUUCUCUUCCAACUCCAUUUACCAACUGCUUUCUCUUCGUCAUCACCGUGAUUCCAACAACCUCAGAUCACUUCGUUUCCAAGCUCCAAUCACCUUCACGAGUCUCAACUCCUUGAUCCGAUUAGCUGUUACUCAUCAGGUUCAAGAUCUUGACAUUGAAGUCACUACCAAAGACUACUUUAACUUCCCUCGUUGGAUUGUAACGUCUCAGAAUUUAAGAGCCUUGAAGCUUAAGUCAUCGCACCCUGGUUUUCGAUUGCCUCCUUCAUCUUCAGUCCUUGGAGGUUUUCAAAAACUUACUUCACUCUCUUUAUCUCUUGUGAUUCUGUACAACCAACCUUAUCUCUCAGAUUUCUUCACCGAUCCAAACUUUCCUCUUCUAGAGAAAUUAACCCUAGAAAACUGCUUCGGACUCAAGGAACUUAAGAUCAGUUGCCGUGUUCUCCAAGAGUUUACGUUAAAGAACUCUCUACAGCUCGAUGGGUUAGAGGUUUCUGGCCAUAAGCUUCAGAGACUUAAGGUUGUGAGUUGCUUCCACUCAUACUCAGAAGAAAGCUUUGUGAAGAUUAACACUCCGAAUCUCAAAACUUUCCUCUGGAACUCAAAUGCAGCCACUACAAGUGUUCAUUUCUUGGAUAAGUUAGUUUGUCUGAGAAAAGCUUUCGUUGGAGUGCUUUUGCUUCAUCAAGAUCUCAAUUCACAGAUACAGAACUUAUUCACUCUCUUGUCAGGUCUCUGUCAUUCCUAUAAACUACAACUUGGAAACCAAUCCGUAGAGAUUUUGUCAAUCAAGAAGGGAUUAUCAAAGAAUCAUCUUCUACCGUUUCAAAACAUGAGAUUCUUGGAACUGCAAACACGUUUCGACAGACACAAUGUUCAAGCACUGUCAUGUCUGUUCAAGAGCUGUCCUAUGCUUAACAUACUUCUUCUCAAAAUCAUUAAUGAUCAAACAAGUGAAAGAAGGCAAUGGAAUAAGGACUUGUGGGAUAUGUCAAACUCAGAGAUUAGGUACUGGGAAUCUCAAACCUAUGAAGUUGAAUCUUUCUUGAACAACUUGGAGUUUGUGGAGAUUCAUGGAUUCUCAGAGUGCGAGAACGAAAUGAGUCUCGCGAUCUUUCUGCUGAGACAUGGAAAGGCUUUGAUCAAGAUGACCUUAAGAUCUAGUUUCCUCUGUAGAGACUCUCUCCGGAGACAAAUGAUUAGGUCACAGUUAACGGGAUUCUCCAUGGCUUCUUCCAAAGCCAAAAUCUCAUUCCAUUGAAGCAUUAUGCAUAAAAUAUCUCUGUUUCAG